This is a messenger RNA of Akanthomyces muscarius, 312 nucleotides long. RefSeq lists its product as uncharacterized. The record is from RefSeq and is a predicted model, not a curated record. Lineage: Eukaryota; Fungi; Ascomycota; Sordariomycetes; Hypocreales; Cordycipitaceae. The transcript has a single exon. The coding region runs from base 1 to 312 and encodes 103 amino acids.
AUGCCCGAGUUCGCCAACCACGCCUCUCUUCCUCGCCUCUCCACCAUCAUGCCCGCCGGAGAUAGCUCAGCGUCGUCCUCGUCCUCUUCCAUCUCAUCCGACUCCGACUCUGCUUCCGCCACCUCGUCGACCAGCUACGCCAUGGAAUCUGCCCACCCGCCCAGCGCCUCGGUCCAGGUCCUGCGCUGCAUGCGCUGCGCCCGCGCCGUCGAGACCACCACAACCGACGACAUUGCCACGGCCGGCAUGGUCCGCAUCUCCCACAACCUCUACUACUGCGAGCGCUGCGCCAAGACGGUCGGCUACAAAUAA